UUGUGCAUUUUGGCAUUUGGGCUUGAUGCAGCACCAUGAAGAAAUAGUGGAUUACUUCAAAACUCGAGGUGUUGCUGCUAUCUUUCUCUUUCGAAGAAAUCUGUUGCGCAGGAUGAUAUCUGUGCUUGCAAAUUCUUAUGAUCGAGAUGCUAAGCCGCUGAACGGGACCCAUAAGUCUCACGUGCAUUCUCCUCAUGAGGCUGAGAUACUUGCAAAAUACAAGCCUACAAUCAAUGCAACUUUACUGAUACCUAACCUGAAGCAAGUAGAGGAUACAACUAUGAAAGCUUUGGAGUAUUUCAAAAGCACCCGGCAUAUUAUCCUAUACUAUGAGGAUAUUGUUAAAAACCGAACUAAAUUGCUAGAUGUUCAAGAUUUUCUUAAGGUUCCACAAAGGGAUUUAAAGAGUCGUCAGGUGAAGAUACACAAAGGCACCUUGUCUAAUCAGAUUGAGAAUUGGGGUGAUGUUGAAAAGACACUUACAGGAACACAGUAUGAAAACUUCCUCCAUGCAGAUUAUCAACGAAGGUAAACAGCACCGGGGCGAUGUAUAUACCAUGCUUUGUCCUUU
This is a messenger RNA of Prunus avium (sweet cherry), 571 nucleotides long. The record is from RefSeq and is a predicted model, not a curated record. Lineage: Eukaryota; Viridiplantae; Streptophyta; Magnoliopsida; Rosales; Rosaceae.